Messenger RNA from Cynoglossus semilaevis (tongue sole), 3811 nucleotides. RefSeq names its product docking protein 7b (gene dok7b). Bases 1713 to 3800 code for a protein of 695 amino acids. Gene Ontology annotation, biological process: neuromuscular junction development; positive regulation of protein tyrosine kinase activity. NCBI's taxonomy places the organism in Eukaryota, Metazoa, Chordata, Actinopteri, Pleuronectiformes, Cynoglossidae. The transcript has 10 exons. The record is from RefSeq and is a predicted model, not a curated record. Gene Ontology annotation, molecular function: protein kinase binding.
AUGCUGCGGCUACUUAGGGGUACUUUAAGAACCACUUUAUUGACGUACAAUACUUUGUGGAUAUACAUUCACGACGAGUUUCUAUAUUCAAUAUAAACAUAUAAAGACAUUCUAUUGGUUCUCUGCUGCUGACACACACACACACACACAGUGUCUCUCUCGGUCCCUCGCGCGCGCGCGCUCUCUUUCACUCACUCACACGCACCUGCUGGGAAACAUGACAGAAGAUGACCGAUACAGUUGUCGCGGAGGGACAUGUGAAGUUUAGAGAUGGAAAAAAGGUUAUUUUUGGCAAACUGCCUUCAAUUUCACUCUUUUAAUCUUUAAUUUAAGUUCCUGGUGCGAGCACUGGAACAUGAGUGGAACUUAUUUUUCUCCUCUGUGUUUCUAUGUUUAACUUCAACGUUUUUCCACCGCAGUGGAAGAGUCGCUGGGUCGUUCUUCGGAAGCCCUCUCCCGUUGCAGGUCUGUGGUAAAAACGCUCCUAUAUCAUGUCCUGUGAUUAUUAACAGUAGCGACUGAGAUGUUGUCAUAUUUGUGAUUUAUCUAUCGUAACGUGCGCUUUUUAAAUGUGUUAACCUGGUGUUUGUUUGUCGACGAUACGCUACGCUACGGGGGUGCGCACAUGCCCCAACCCGCAGUUUCUAAACUGGACUCGGUUAUUGUGUACUAACCCGAUAAGUUUUCAUUUGUUGUUGUUGUUUUUUUUAACUUUUAAUAACUUUAUUACUCUAAUUUUGUGUUUCACUACAGGGCUUUACAUUUUUAAAUUACCCCAAAGUGAAAAAUAGAGUUUUUGCUGAAGCUAAAUUAGAACCAGGUGUGUUUCAUCUGGUCCUGGUCUGGCGUUAACAAGAGGGCACAAUCACUUAUGUCUAGGAAUUUAUAUGUUUAAUUCAAGUUUUAAAAAUUUAAAGUGAAUAAAGAGUCUGAGUUUGAUUUAAUGCAGAUUCUGGUAGCAGUGACGACGCUUCAGGUGAGAUUUGACUCAAAAAGUUCUUAAAAGCAAUUAUGUUACUCUAGCAUUAAACUUAGUCGAAGAUAACUAGAAAUUAACCAAAAUUACUAGAAAAAAUAGCCACACAAAAAAAAAACGUGCUCUGAAAAAAAAUUCCUCCUUGAAACUCAGAUUUUGUUCAGGUAAAUGAUGAAGGUUUAGUGUUUAACACUAGCUGUGUGAACCUAUAUGUCUGUGUGUGUGUGUGUGUGUUAUUUGUGUCUGGAUUUCGUGGUCACCUGUGCCAGCAGAUCAUUUUCUCAGGCUCGGCUGUGACAGCUGAGCCAUUAACACUGUCUGCAGUAUGACACAGACUGUCUGUCUCUGCUGGUGUACAAGGAGAAGAAGAAGAAGGCCAAGGAGAAGCUCAGCAGUCAUAAGGAGCGGCUGAAUGUUGCCCUGGAGGUACGUUCUCUGAGGAACCACCGCAGCUUUGGGUUCUUUGUGUAGAGGUGUUACACCUUACACUGUAACCCAGUUUGACUUCCUUUCUGCUGUCAUGUGACCACUGUGACGUGAACGGUGUAGGACGGAGGCCAACUGUUGUUAAUGUCACCAAUGUUACUAACUUUUUUAGGUUCUUCAACUGAGAACUGAUAACAAGUACUACAUAAAGAUCAGUACUAGUACUAUUACAACCAUGUACAGUUCCGUAAACACUUCCAACUUCUUUGGAGCUUGGACUAUUGUGGACUUUUCCACUUGAAUAUUUCAUAUGUUUCCAGAACACAUUUCAGUUUCUGUCAAUGUUAAUGAAAUUAUUUUAUGUCAGGGGAUCUGUGGUGUUGAACCAGCCACAGGCUACGACGGCGGUCCCUACACUCUCACAAUCCUCUGCUCGGCCCACACCCUGGUCCUGGGCUUCAGCAGUCGAGACACCCUGCUGGCUUGGGACGCCCGGAUUCGCUACAGCCUUGGAGAAGUCCAUCGGUUCAGUGUUAAUGUGGAACCUGGUACUAAAAUCCAGAGUGGUCCUGCUUCUCUCCAUCUGUGCAACAACGUGCUCAUCCUCACCAGAGGCCUCCCCCCCGUCGUCAUCGGUCACUGGAAGUUGUCUGCAUUGCGUCGCUAUGGUGCUGUGCCCAAUGGCUUUGUGUUUGAAGGAGGGACGCGCUGUGGAUCCUGGGCUGGUGUUUUCUACUUGGCCUGUUCAGAAGGAGAGAAGAUCAAUUUUCUGUUUGACUGCAUCGUGCGGGGCAUCACUCCCAGCAGGACACCACAUGGUCUGAGACCUUCACUGCCUGACCUCAGUGCAGAUUCAACUUCAGCAGAAGAACGAAUCAGUCACGAGGCUUCAGAGCUGGAGAAGAGACUGAGCAUGUUAUCACAGUGCAGCCUGGCCAGCAGCACAGCUUCAACUUACAGUUCCACCACAUCUGCAGCAAGUGAUGAUCGCAGCAGCAUCUCCAGCUCCUCCUCCAGCCAAUCAGACACAAGCUAUGGAAGCAGACUCCACUCAUUUUGGGGGGAACCCUUGGCUAGAUUUCACCCUUCUUCUGAGACGGUGUCCAGCUCAUCUACGCUGAAGAAUUUGACCAGUUCAGAUGAUCGUCUCUAUGGUGCUGUGAUGGCAGGAGCUGGGACUCGUCCAUCCUCCACUCAGCUCCAUUCUCGUGGUCUUCAUGACAGUGGACGUCAGAGCUCCUUGGACAGUGGAAUUGGAAUUGCAGCAGGCAGCCAGUCAUCCUACUCAGGGAGCUGCUCCUCAUGUACAGGGAGCCUGGAGACCUCCAGCCAGGGAGGAGGGGAGGAGAUUGACUCUGGGUCUGGUCCGCGUCCUACCUCACCCCCGUCUGCUGCACCUCCUCCACCUCUUGCUGCUUCUCCAUCUACACUUACCCCAGAGCACAGCUCUGCUAACUCCCGCUCCUCCUCCAGGUCCAGCUCACGUUCAUCUUGUAAACAUAGUGAAGAUUACCAAGUCCUAAACGUGAUGAAAGUUCGCUAUGAUAUCCCCAGAAGUCUUCUCCAGACCAUGUCCUUCAGGGAAAACUCCACCCAAGGAGGUCCACCUGAAUCAGGGUGGGAGGUCAGGAGCGGGGGGGAUGAAGGGAGUGGUCAGAGUCUGAGCAGCAGCAGUGCAGCAGGAGAGAGGGCUAAUGUUUUAGCUGUUGUGCAACAUCCACAAUCAAGGAGCAGUGACAGAGCGCCCUCUGUGGACAGUGAAUGUAGGUUGAGACCCAGACCACUACCAGGAUGUGGAGGCCCUGUUGGUGAGGAGAAACUGUUCAAUCAGGAUUUUGAAAACAACUACAUCACACCAGAGCAGUGGAGAACAGUGAGGUCAGGUCAGGUUCUCAGGUCAGCGCCAUCAGGACUGUCUGCAGAAACGCCAGGUGAUCUGUGUGUGAAGGACAACAGUGUGGAGACUGGAUUGGACCACUCUCUGUCCUCAGUCACCCUCUGUGUCCCUGUAGCGCCACCCACCACACUGACCAUGGAUAGAUCGACAUCAUCGUUGUCGUCUUCAUCUUCAUCAUCAGCAGCAGCAUCCUGUGGUUUGUUCCAUUCUCUCCACGCUGCUGCUGCUGCCUCCCCAGGACCUGGGCUUCAUAUUGACAGUGCUGUUAAUUAUGUCAACAUCCCUAGUCGACCCCUGCUGGCAACAACUUACAGAGAGCUGCUGCACACAUCAGUGAACAGGGUGGAGUCUGGCUACAGUCCAGAAUGCACCAUCACAGAGGAAGGUGCUCUAAGGUUCGCCCACCACAACAUCACUGCUGUGGAGACAGAUCAGAACGUGAGGACAAAUACCGUCCAGAUAAAGGAGGACAGACACACCGAGCUGGAGGACAGACGGUGAGGAAACCAACC